AUGGAAACGCAGGGGCUGCCUGCCGCCGUGGAGGCGGCCCAGCCUGUGCCGGGCACCCAACAACAUGGCGGCGGCAGGAGCCCCGUCGUGGACGGAGCGGUUUCCGCCUCAGGGCCUGCCCGCCGACCUCCUCAGCCUCGCGACUCCGCGGCGGACGGAACAACCCCCGCGGGAGCCUGGGGGAGGAAAUGGGAGGAGUGGGGGAGGUGGCCGGUGCCGGGCUGCGCCUGGGCCUUCGCCAGGGCCUACAAGCUGCGGCGCCACCUGCACUCGCACGAGAAGCUGCGGCCCUUCGCCUGCUCGGUGCCCGGCUGCGCCAAGCGCUUCACCACCAUCUACAACCUCCGGGCUCACGGCCGGGCCCACGAGCAGGAGGCGAGCCACAAGUGCGAGGUUUGCGGGCAGCGUUUCCCCAGCGCCGCCCGCCUGGGCGCUCAUCAGCGGCGGAGCCACCUGGAGCCUGACCGGCCCUACCGGUGCGAGUAUCCAGGAUGUGAGAGGACCUUCAUAACAGUGAGUGCUUUAUUUUCUCAUAAUCGAGUCCACUUCAGGGAACAGGAACUGUUCUCCUGCUCCUUUCCAGGCUGUAACAAGCAAUAUGACAAAGCUUGCCGACUGAAAAUCCACAUGAGAAGUCACACAGGUGAGAGACCUUUUAUCUGUGACUUUGAAGGUUGUGGCUGGUCCUUCACUAGCAUGUCUAAGCUAUUAAGACACAAGAGGAAACAUGAGGAUGACAGGAGAUUUACAUGUCCUGUGGAAGGUUGUGGAAAAUCUUUCACAAGAGCAGAACACCUGAAAGGCCACAGUAUAACUCAUCUUGGCACAAAACCAUUUGAAUGUCCAGUUGAAGGAUGUUCUGCAAAAUUCUCAGCACGUAGUAGUCUCUAUAUUCACUCCAAAAAACACCUUCAGGAUGUGGACUCAUUGAAGACUCGUUGUCCUAUUUCAAGUUGUAAUAAAUCGUUCACUUCCAAACAUAGUAUGAAAACUCAUAUGGUCAAGCAACACAACUUUAGUACAGAUCUCUUAAAUCCUGUGGAGACGUUUGGUUCCCUCACACCUAGCAAUGAACUUGCCAGUUCAGGACAAAGUGACCUCAGCAAUGUAGACCUUGUGUCCCUUUUCUCUAGUGUAUCCGGGAACACCUCAGGAAUUUCAACUGAUAUGGCUCUGAUAAACUCUGGAAUUCUAACCAUAGAUGUUGCUUCUGUGGGCUCCACACUUGGAGGCAAUAUUUCUGUUGGUAAUAACUCUCUUAGCCAGACAGUUGAUCCACUGAUUUUAGUAGCUAGCAGUGAUAUUCCACACAACCUGGACAGCUCUCUUCUUUUGGGAACCACUGCCACUGUUCUACAGCAAAGCACUUUAAAUCUGGAUGAUGUACAGACUGUAAAUGCUGAAGCUUUGGGUUCAUUAGCAUCUUUGUCUACAAGGACCUCCAGUCAAGAUCUGCACGGUUUAACCUCUAGCAAUAAUCUGUCGGUAGACACAGCCACUUUAACCCCUUCCAACAACCUUGGUGGAAACAAUGCAUCUGAAUUGUUGGCUCCAAGUAAAGCAGAGCAAACAUUGCUUCCUAGUCUGGAUGUUGUGGGACAACAAGAAGGCAGUAAAGUGGUGACUCAGUUUGUGUUCUCCAACUCUCCUGGAAGUUACAGUGCACAGAAAGAAACUGAUCUGAGCACGGUGACUGGCAGCUCCUUUCUGGAGAGUAGCGGGUCUGCAAGAACAGAUUAUCGAGCUAUUCAGCUUGCCAAGAAGAGAAAACAGAAAGGAAAUGGGAGUGACUUAGGAACCCCUGACUGUGGUGGGAGAAAAGGAAAAGGUGAUAAAGUUAAUUCUUCUAGUCAUGGGAAUCGGUUGUGCCAUAAUGUUUUGCCAAAUGGAAGCCUCACUAUGAGAGACUCAUCAGCUACACAGUUUGUUCAAAUUCAGCUGCUUCAGGAUGAUUCCCCAGGAGAGGGAGAUCUGCCCUUUCAACUUAGUUCUCAGUCCUCCUCUUCACAUUCUCAGCUGACAGUGGACUUACCAGUUCAUAUCCUUCAGGAGCCACAGAACUCUGCUGAAGAGGAUGCUAGUUCUGAUAACUCUCAGUUUACAGGAAGCACCAUUAACCUACAAGACCUUGAGUGACUGUGUUAGGGAUGGAAACAUUGAAAUGUUCAAGUUCAGAAAUACCUUGGAGACUACAAAUCUUGUACAUUUCUACAAUGUGCACACAUCAAUGCUACAUUGUGGCUUACUUGAUGAUUAUUGUGCAGUGGAAAACUUGUUCAGUAAAUUUUAUUUGAUAAGGUUUUUGGAGACCUUAGUAUGUUGUGUCUUGUGAUCAGAAAAAGGUCCUUAUGGGGCAGUUAUUUAAGUUAGGCAUCGGAUGCUUUGGAAUCCUGUCUUGGAGUGGAUGUGUUGUGAUGAUAUUCCGUUAUGGGUUUUCUAAGAAUGCUCCUCAAAUACUCAUGAAUAGGCAGCAUUCUUGGCAGUUUUCUUGAUAUCCAUUCAAGUUGGUAAUAAGAGAUGCUCUUAUUUGAAUUUUGGGUUAGCUUGGAAGAACAACAAUGAAAAUUACUUGAAUGUUUCUUUUCAUAAAUUGACAGUUUUCUGAUACUGGUAAAUAUAAUUUUAAAAAGACAAAGGCAGAAAAACACAAUACAAUUCUCAGGGGUAGCUAAGACUGAAGGUGAACAGUAAUUUGUACUUCCUACAAUCACUGAUAAUUCGUAUUAUACAGUGCCCUUAAGAAGUUACUCACUAGAUGUUAAUCUUUACAUCUGUUGAUAAUGUUUACAUUAAUAUAAGCCAGUAUUGCCAAAUCCUAUUAAACUGUCACUUUAAUUAUGUAUAGCCCAGAUAGUACAUCUACUCAGAAAUAAGUUUUGUUGAGUUUGGUGGGACUUAAAUAAGUAUCCAUAGGACCAACUUUGCCAUUUACACUCAGAGAAAAAAAUCCUGCUAGUGUCCCUGAUAAACAAAGAAGAAGUGACUUCGUGGUGUAGAAAGUGGAUCUUUCAUUAAAUAGAAAACAGUUUCUAAGUAGUAGGAAGAGAGUUGUCUAGAUGAAGGUUUAACUGUCAAGACUUCAGCUAACAGAGGUAUAGAAAAAUCAGUGUUCAAUGAAAAACAUUAAGCCUGCAACUGUACCCAGAUGGUUGUAAAGAUAUACUGUACACAUAUAAGACUUCAUUAGAAAGCAGAGUAUGUAUGUAAGGAUUUUUAUUCCUAUUGAGUGUGAGUACAAAUGCACUUAUAUAUAUAAACCAAGGUGUUGUACAGAGAAAUACCUUGGAUCUCUUUAUUUGCAGUGAUGAGGUACACUAAAUUGUUGUUUGUCAGUCACAAAUAGAGAAGCAGUCAAGUUUCCCCAGGUUGGCACCUCCCCUGCUCCUUAUUUAGUGGGUCUCAUAUGCCACCAGAUGAGGCUUAGUGAAUGAGGAUUCCUCAUUGAAGAAGUAGGUUUCCAUCUUGCCACCAAAAUUUUCCUGGCAGUACUGACAGAGGGUGCUAUUUAAAGAGCCCUUGAUAAAUCCAUAGAAGGCUGCUAUUUUAGCAUCUUGGAUGCUGUGGCUUUAUCAUUCUUGCCACUUUGGGUUCCUGAAGAUUUACUUUUUUCCAGGAUUGCUGGGAGGACUUAUUUGGGCCUUACGUCAUACCACAUUGUCCUAUCAUGAAAAUGAUAUGGCUAAACUGACAUUGGAAGUGGAAUGAUUUCCUCACCUUAUCUUACCGGACCAUGACUAGUUUUUACCUUAAUUUAUUUUAAAUUAAGACUGAUGGUAAUGCCUAUAAUUAGUUGGAAGCAUACGAAUUAAUUCCAGUGCCUUUUAUGCCAUGUUUAGGGGGAAAAUGCAACCAAGCAUUUCAUAAGGAUUACUAUGUCUUAUAUUCUGAUUUGUAGGUAGCAUCUUUAAGAAAGAUAUUUAACAGCUCUAAUUUUUCAUUGUGUAAGUGGUACAAAAUAGAUCUGUCUCAACCUAUUACUUUACAGAAUUUACAAGUUUAUGCAUAAAUUAUCUUUCAUUUCUCUGAGACUUCAAACCAGAAAGAAUGAAGAAAUGACUGAUGUCUAAAGCUUUUGCACUCUCCUCAUUACUUUUCAGUUUAAGAAAAGUAAAAGCUUACAAAGGUUUGACAGAACGGAUUUGUCACCUUAGAUUCUUUUCUCAGUGGCAUAGUUCAUACACUUCUCAGUGAUCCUCAGAAGGGUUGAUGGGCAGGGACACCCUUCCCAACCCCAAGCACCAAAGGUAACUAGUGGGCUGGUCCAUGGAGUGGUCUAGUCGCAAGAUCCAUUUUCCACUCCACGCUUUUUCUUGAGGAGAAGGAGAGGUCCUCAGUAAAGACUGCUUAUCAGCAUUCUACCUUGGAUAAAUGGGAUGCAAGUAGCACACCCAUACUUUCACCAUUGAAAGAGGCUUGCUGAUGGCUUAAGAGUGUGAACUGGACCUACAUAAUCAUGGUGCUUCUGUUUUACAGAGUUGUGCUAAUUGAAAAAUAAGUCAGUAUUUCUAUGAGACAUGUAAAUGUGUUUUCUUCUAUAAAGUUUAUUUACUUGGCUUUGUAUAUGAUUGUAAAUUCCUAAUGGUUUAAAGGUAAGCAUCAGAUUUAGUCUGAAGUCCGUUGCUGGCAAUGGACAAUUGAAACACUGCUGAGUUAAAAGGACUAAUAAAUACAACUCUGUCCAGUUUCUCCAUUUCAGACGGUUCUUUUUUCAAUACAGAAUGUUCCUCAGAAGGAAGAAACUUCUGUAAACUCUGGUCCUGAAGGCAACUAGUCAGACACUGAAAAAUACAUGCCUUUGCUGCUUUCAUUUUCACAUCUCCAGGACUAUAAAGUCAAAGCAUCUGAAUGCAGCCUAGAUUUCUCUAAGACAUCACCUUCCUACUUUUGUACUUGUUUACAAAAAGCAACAAAAGAGAUUUUGAAUAAAAACCUAAAAGAGUAAA
Pogona vitticeps (central bearded dragon) is the source of this 4943-nucleotide messenger RNA. The record is from RefSeq and is a predicted model, not a curated record. NCBI's taxonomy places the organism in Eukaryota, Metazoa, Chordata, Lepidosauria, Squamata, Agamidae.